AUGCAUUUUCAUACCGCUCUCCUCGCACUCAGUGCGCUCCUACCAGGCUCUGUUCUCGCAAGUGCUGAUUCUGUAAAGAGCCUCUUUCCUGCGCAUUGCCUGCCCAAUCCCUGCAAGGGAAUCACCUUCAAAAAUGAGACCUAUGUCUGCGGCGACUCUCGCCUAGGCCCCGUGAAAUACCCUUCGAAAUUCCCUCUCCGCAAUGAGCUCCGUACCUAUUCCCGGUUUGGCUCGCUGUGCCCAGCUGAGUUCCUUGAGAAAUGGGCUACAAGUGUAGACCCCGACGGUUCCUAUGUCUAUCCUUCUUCGAACGGGUUCGUGAUCAAUACCUCCAAGAACCCCAUUAUCGGGAAUGCCACUUUACCCGUUGGCCAAAAGUUGGAUCGCUUUGGAUCUGAGUAUGGAACCUUCCUUGCACCGUUGGGCGCUCCUUAUAUCGAGAGAUCCUUGCCCCCAAGCAAUCUCGCCACCUAUGACGGAAACUAUCCCUUCAACUACCAUGUCUAUCAAGUCACGAAAGAGUUCGUGGUCGGAUUAGGGCCGAUUGCUCCGUGGUUCGAGCAGCCAGGUAUGGGAACCCAGUUUGUGGCCUCAACAAGUGUCAUGAAUUUAAUCGAGGGAGGUUUCCUGAGACGGUUGAACGUAACCGAAUACGAUGAGCGGGUGGAAUAUUCUGACUCUUAUACUGCUGGACCGUCCCAGUGA
This is a messenger RNA of Aspergillus ochraceoroseus IBT 24754, 705 nucleotides long. Its product is annotated as TNT domain-containing protein. NCBI's taxonomy places the organism in Eukaryota, Fungi, Ascomycota, Eurotiomycetes, Eurotiales, Aspergillaceae. The transcript is spliced from 2 exons. The record is from RefSeq and is a predicted model, not a curated record. Bases 1 to 705 code for a protein of 234 amino acids.